Plasmodium vinckei vinckei is the source of this 1116-nucleotide messenger RNA. Its product is annotated as ubiquitin domain-containing protein DSK2, putative. The record is from RefSeq and is a predicted model, not a curated record. Gene Ontology annotation, biological process: ubiquitin-dependent protein catabolic process. Bases 1 to 1116 code for a protein of 371 amino acids. Gene Ontology annotation, cellular component: cytosol. NCBI's taxonomy places the organism in Eukaryota, Apicomplexa, Aconoidasida, Haemosporida, Plasmodiidae. The transcript has 4 exons. Gene Ontology annotation, molecular function: polyubiquitin modification-dependent protein binding.
AUGACUAUUAAUGUUUCAUUUAAAGUUACUGGAGGUAAAGAGUUUACGAUAUCAAUUGAACCGACAAUAACGGUCAUUGAAUUAAAACAAAAAUGUGCUGAGCAUGUAGAUAUACCCGUUGAAUCUCAGAGAAUUAUAUUUAAAGGGAAAAUAUUAAAAGACAAAGAACCAUUAACUUUAUAUAAUGUAGCUGAUGGAAACGUAAUGCACCUAGUUCGUAGUUCUGUUCCAGCAAAGGAUUCUGAACCCGAAAAAGAAAGUAAUAAGGAAAGCAACUCCGCACCAGAUCAAAACCAAGGCAUAAAUGAAAACUUAAACAAUUUUAAUGACAAUCCCUUAGUACAAAUGUUGAUGCAAAGAGGAGCAGGAGUUGAUAUGAAUAGCUUUGGGCAAGGACUUGGAGGUGGAGAUUUCAAUUAUGGAAAUUUAGCAAGCAUGCUAAAUCCAAAUGGAAAUGGUGAAUUUAAUAGAGAAAGUAUAAGUUCUUUAUUAAAUAACCCAUUAGCUAGAUCAUUAAUGAAUGAGCUUAGUAACAAUCCGGAAAUGCUAACAAACUUAAUAUCUAAUAACCCAUUAUUAAGAAAUACAUUUUCUCAAAGUCCCCUUAUGCAACCUAUGUUGGAUAAUCCAAACUUGUUGAGAGAAUUUAUGAGACCUGAAGUAUUACAAGCAGGUUUACAAAUAGAAAGUGCAUUAAAUAAUAGUCAAAAUAAUAAUAACAAUAAUGGUCAAGGAGGUUUAAGAAUGGAAGAUUUAUUAAGUAAUUUAGGCAAUUUUGCCAACCCCAAUGCUGGCUUAAAUAGUUCUAAUGACAAUAAUGCCAAUAAUCUUAAUUCCCUUUUUCAAUCUCCUGAAUUAUUACAAACUUUUCAACAAGUUAUGAGAGGAAACCCUAAUUUAGGAAAUUUUGACUUUGCAAGUUUAGCUCAAAAUUUAAAUUUAAACACACCAAAUGCAACUGAUAAUAGGCCACCUGAAGAAAGAUAUGCCUCUCAAUUGGUAAGCCUUCAAGAAAUGGGAUUUAUUGAUAAUGAUGCAAAUAUUCAAGCUUUGCAAGAAACAGGAGGAGAUGUCAAUUCUGCAGUUACACGUCUAUUAGAAAGGGGAUUUAAUUGA